GCGUCUGCUAUGAUCAACCACAACCCCAUAGUGUCACAGACUCCCCCCAACACACAGCCAUCUAGUCAGCCGCAGCCUGUUGUGACUCAGACGCCAUCACAACCCACCAACCUCUCCUCGCCCAGAUCCAUCAACUGCUCGGUCCCUACAGCCACAGACUUCCUGCGGAACCAGCCUCCACCUCCCACAUUCCGGGGUGCUCCAGAGUUUACCCAGUCAUUCUUCACAAACGGACAUGGGGCAGCGUUAUUUAGGCCAGGUUUCCCCAGUUACCAACAUCCGGCCCAUCACCAUCCACCCAUGCUGCCACAUGGUCCUAUCACGGCCAACGCUACAACAAAUGGAGAAUUUGGACCUACAGACUUGAGCAUGAAAAAAUCCAGCAACAAGGGUCAGCUAAGUCCUUCAGAGGUGACCGCUAUCAAGCAGCUCAUUGCAGGCUACAGGGAGUCUGCGGCCUUUCUCUAUCGCUCAGCUGAUGAACUUGAGCAGUUGCUCUUGCAACAGAACUGA
Candidula unifasciata is the source of this 513-nucleotide messenger RNA. The record is from the annotation of a GenBank genome assembly. Lineage: Eukaryota; Metazoa; Mollusca; Gastropoda; Stylommatophora; Geomitridae.